Molecule: messenger RNA, 240 nt
Organism: Colletotrichum lupini
Lineage: Eukaryota; Fungi; Ascomycota; Sordariomycetes; Glomerellales; Glomerellaceae
Exons: 2
Coding region: 1-240 (79 amino acids)
Source: RefSeq, a predicted model, not a curated record
AUGGCACCAAUGAAUAGUACAGGUGACUGGUAUCCAAGGUCCGCAGCCGGCGCCGAGUUGAGGGCCGAGCGCCGGGCGGACUGCUCCGCACCCCUUGCUCGUUCAGAUCUCGGAUCUGGCCCACAGACGGAGAUGGAAAUUUUCCAGGCAAUGGCGACCGAGGAGUCCGAGAGGAGAUUCCACGACUCUUGCCCCAACAACUCGACACAGCUUGAGGCAGCUGCAUUCAAGCCCAAAUAG